AUGGGGGCAGCAUUCAGAAGGUUCUGUGCUCAAUUCUGUUGCUGCUGUUGCUGUGAUGAUGAUGAGCCAGAGGAGAAGAGGCCUUUGCUAAGCAGCGAGACUCUGCAGUACUUUGCCAGUGAGGCAAAGAAGAGGCGGGACCAGGAGACCAACCUCUGGAGUGAGCCAGGCGACCCCAGUCACUCCGAGAGGGACGAUGACCGCGCGCUCUACAACCUCCUGCAGACCAGGGCCAAGACCCGCAGGGGGUCACAGGGGUACCGGCGCCUCAGUGUGGAUAUCCAUGCAAUGCGAGAAGUGCGUCGUGGUGUGAGGGAGAGGUGGAAGAUGAUCCUGGAGAACUUAGGCUUCACGGCGGAGGCGGAGUCCCUGCUGACCGUGUCGGCCAGCGCAUCCUACGACCGCAUGCGCAACGCGCCCACCGCCCGGCGCCUACUGCACACGCUGCACUCCGAGACCUCCAUCUUCAACAGCAGGGAGCCUCCACCCGAGAGAUACCUCUUCAUCCUGGAUCGUCUGCUCUACUUGGACGUGGCAGAAGACUUUGUGGCGAAAGCACGACGCUUGUAUCCCAAGGGGGACGAGGAUGAGGAUGAGGAAGAGGCGCCAGCCAUCAACUUGUCCCUGCUGUUGUCCAGGGUCAACCAGGGCCUGUCAGGUGGGGAGGAGGAUGAUGAUCUCGAGAACGCAAGUGGCAGCAGCAGAGUCAGUGGUGUCAGUGAUGAUGAUGAUGUCUUCCUUGAAAAGUCCCUGGAUUGA
Molecule: messenger RNA, 759 nt
Organism: Megalops cyprinoides (Indo-Pacific tarpon)
Lineage: Eukaryota; Metazoa; Chordata; Actinopteri; Elopiformes; Megalopidae
Gene: mreg
Product: melanoregulin
Exons: 5
Coding region: 1-759 (252 amino acids)
Biological process (GO): melanosome transport
Cellular component (GO): melanosome
Source: RefSeq, a predicted model, not a curated record